Messenger RNA from Ipomoea nil (Japanese morning glory), 741 nucleotides. RefSeq names its product ethylene-responsive transcription factor ERF091-like. Lineage: Eukaryota; Viridiplantae; Streptophyta; Magnoliopsida; Solanales; Convolvulaceae. The record is from RefSeq and is a predicted model, not a curated record. Bases 1 to 669 code for a protein of 222 amino acids. Gene Ontology annotation, biological process: regulation of DNA-templated transcription; ethylene-activated signaling pathway. Gene Ontology annotation, molecular function: DNA-binding transcription factor activity; DNA binding. The transcript has a single exon.
AUGGAUGGGGAGAGAGAGCAGCAACAAGUAGCAUCUGAAGCAAUAUUAGAGAAUGUUUGGGCAAACUUUAUAGCCAAAGGUGAGGCGGAAGGAAAUGGAAAAGAAAAUUGGGAACAACUUCCAAACCUUGAUGGUGGAGAUGUUUCAUCAAUGGAGAAAGUUCUGCUGCAGAGGUUGCCAAGUCUUGGAAGGUGGAUAUCAAUGGGGGCCGAGGCAUGGGAACAACUCCUUGAUGGAAUAGUUGUUCCCUGUAACGAUAAUAAGCUUGUUUCUAAUAUGGUAUCAGAGCAUGAUUUUAAGCAUCAUGAAGAAUUGUCGUCUUGUUCCUCAUCAACAUGCAAUGGUGAAUUGGAAAAGAGAGUUGAGAAGAAGGUGGUGGAGAAACAUUACAGAGGGGUGAGGAGAAGGCCGUGGGGGAAAUACGGGGCGGAGAUAAGAGACUCAUCAAGAAAAGGAGCUAGGGUUUGGCUUGGGACAUUUGACACGGCCAAGGAUGCAGCCAUGGCUUAUGACAAAGCUGCUUUGAGAAUACGAGGCCCCAAGGCACAUUUGAACUUCCCAUUUAAAACGGUGACUAAAGCCUUAGAGAUUUCUUGUCUUCCUGAAAUAAAUAAUGAUUCACAAGGUUCUUAUCAUGAACAUGGUGAGAUAACUUGCAAUCCAAAGUAAAGGGCUUGCAGGAAAUGGGAGGGAUUUGAAAAUUUAUGCAUGAAGACUCGAACUCCCCAAAAAAGAUUAGUA